Messenger RNA from Fusarium redolens, 1834 nucleotides. RefSeq names its product amino acid/polyamine transporter I. The record is from RefSeq and is a predicted model, not a curated record. Bases 173 to 1759 code for a protein of 528 amino acids. The transcript has 2 exons. Lineage: Eukaryota; Fungi; Ascomycota; Sordariomycetes; Hypocreales; Nectriaceae. Gene Ontology annotation, biological process: transmembrane transport. Gene Ontology annotation, molecular function: transmembrane transporter activity. Gene Ontology annotation, cellular component: membrane.
CCUUGAUUCUCAUUUCUCGUCUGCUUUUUUAAAAAGAUAAUAAUGUCCACUUUCCCCUGAUCAUAAUUGACGCGACAACACAUCAUAGGUACACAUAGUACCGCGCCAUAAUUACAACACUCUACUUGUUACUCUAUCUUAAUUGCUUCUUCAUCUGUAAUUGCUGUCCAUCAUGGAGUCUGCCAGCAGAAGCGGCGACGCCGAUCAGGCCCUCGCCCGUCUGGGCUACAAGGCUGAACUCCCUCGAAACCUCAGCAUGCUGAGCGUCCUCGGCCUGUCCUUCGCCAUCAUGGCCGUCCCCUUUGGUCUCUCGACGACUAUGUACAUCACCUUGACCAACGGCCAAGCUGUCACCGUUCUCUGGGGCUGGGUUCUCGUGUCGCUCAUCUCGCUGUGCAUCGCCGCCUCUCUCGCCGAGAUCUGCGCCGUGUUCCCAACGGCCGGCGGCGUGUAUUACUGGAGCGCCAUGCUCAGCACGCCUCGUUACGCUCCCAUCGUCAGCUUCGUCGAUGGCUGGCUCACGCUCGUGGGAAACUGGACCGUUACACUGUCGAUCAAUUUUUCUGGUGCACAGCUUAUUCUUAGCGCCAUUACUAUCUUCAAUGAGGAUUUUGUCGCGAAUACAUGGCAGACUGUCUUGUGCUUCUGGGCUGUUAUGCUUGUCUGUGCUUUGGUCAACGCCUUUGGUUCGCGGUACUUGGACCUUAUCAACAAGGUCUGCAUUUACUGGACCGGUGCGAGUGUCAUCAUCAUCAUCGUCACAUUGCUGACUUUGGCUCCUUCGCGUCGCUCUGCUGAGUUCGUCUUUACUCACUACGAUGCCUCGGCAAGUGGUUGGCCUACAGGAUGGUCGUUCUUCGUGGGACUACUGCAAGGUGCUUAUGUCCUCACUGGCUACGGCAUGGUCGCUGCCAUGUGUGAAGAGGUCCAGAACCCCGAACGUGAGGUCCCCAAGGCCAUCGUCCUCUCCGUCGCUGCCGCCGGUGUUACCGGAAUCAUUUACCUCAUCCCCAUUCUCUUCGUCCUUCCCGACGUUCAGAUGCUUCUCUCCGUCGCCAACUCCCAGCCUAUUGGUACCCUGUUCAAGGUUGUUACCGGUUCUGCUGCUGGUGGCUUCGGUCUCCUCUUCCUUAUUCUUGGCAUUCUCAUGUUCGCAGGCAUUGGUGCUCUCACCGCUGCAUCUCGCUGCACCUACGCUUUCGCCAGAGAUGGUGCUAUUCCUGGAUACAAGCUCUGGAGUAAGGUCAACCACCGUCUUGACAUGCCUGUCAAUGCUCUCAUCCUGUCUACUGUCGUGGACUGCAUCCUCGGAUGCAUCUACUUUGGCUCUUCUGCUGCCUUCAACUCCUUCACUGGUGUCGCUACCAUCUGUCUCUCUUCCUCCUAUGGUGUCCCUGUUGCUGUCAACAUGGUGCGAGGCCGUAAGAUUGUUAAGCACUCUCCCUACCCUCUUGGCAAGUUCGGCCCCAUCAUCAAUGGCAUCUGCGUCGUCUGGAUCGUCUUCUCCAUCGUCAUCUUCUGCAUGCCCGUUUCUCUCCCUGUUGAACCUGGCACCAUGAACUACGCCUCUGCCGUAUUUGCUGGCUUUGCCGCUAUUGCCAUCGUUUGGUAUGCUGCUUAUGCUCGAAAGAACUUUACUGGACCGCCUGUUCACGAUGACGGUUCAUUCGAGCCCGGCGUGCAGGUCCUCAAGGGCCAGGAAGGUAGUGCGCCCGUACAUGAGGGGGCGAGUGAUAUUCCAGAAAAGGAUUCUAAUUAAGUUGUACAGAUACCACCAAGACCCCUGUAUCAUAGUUGUUAGCAUAUGUAGCAAUGCAUUCUUGGCUUUUCACUA